Messenger RNA from Betta splendens (Siamese fighting fish), 1927 nucleotides. RefSeq names its product retinoid isomerohydrolase RPE65 a (gene rpe65a). The transcript is spliced from 14 exons. Gene Ontology annotation, molecular function: all-trans-retinyl-ester hydrolase, 11-cis retinol forming activity; retinol isomerase activity; beta-carotene 15,15'-dioxygenase activity. Gene Ontology annotation, biological process: retinal metabolic process; zeaxanthin biosynthetic process. Lineage: Eukaryota; Metazoa; Chordata; Actinopteri; Anabantiformes; Osphronemidae. The record is from RefSeq and is a predicted model, not a curated record. Bases 67 to 1662 code for a protein of 531 amino acids.
CUGGGUUAUCAGAGACGUCAAGUGCACAAGUGACCACGGUUUGUGUUGCCACGGCAAGAAGGAGACAUGGUCAGCCGAUUUGAACACCCAGCUGGUGGCUACAAGAAGAUUUUUGAGACAUGUGAGGAGCUGGCUGAGCCUCUUCCAACAACAGUCACAGGUAGGAUUCCUUCAUUUCUGAAGGGAAGCCUUCUACGCUUGGGACCCGGACUGUUUGAAGUUGGAGAGGAGCCUUUCUAUCACCUCUUUGACGGCCAGGCCAUCAUUCACAAGUUUGACUUCAAGAAUGGCCAGGUCACCUACUUCCGAAAGUUUCUCAGGACAGAUGCGUAUGUGCGAGCCAUCACCGAGAAGCGUGUGGUGAUCACCGAGUUUGGGACAUGUGCUUAUCCUGAUCCCUGCAAGAAUAUUUUUGCCAGGUUUUUCUCUUACUUCAAAGGUGUCGAGGUCACAGACAACUGCCUGGUAAAUGUCUAUCCUAUCGGUGAGGACUAUUAUGCUGUAACAGAAACCAACUACCUCACAAAGGUCAAUCCUGAGACCUUAGAGACGCUAAAGAAGGUGGACAUGUGCGAUUAUGUCAACAUUAAUGGAGUGACAGCCCACCCUCACAUUGAGAAAGAUGGAACUGUGUACAAUAUUGGAAACUGCAUGGGGAAAGGAGCAGCGCUGGCCUACAACAUAGUCAAGAUCCCACCCACACAGAAAGAUAAAUCUGAUCCCAUUGAGAAGUCCAAGGUGGUGGUGCAGUUCCCCAGUGCUGAAAGGUUCAAGCCCUCGUAUGUGCACAGCUUCGGCAUGACAGAAAACUACUUUGUUUUUGUGGAGACUCCGGUGAAAAUCAACCUGCUAAAAUUCCUGAGUUCCUGGAGCAUCCGUGGCUCCAACUACAUGGACUGCUUCGAGUCCAACGAGAACCAAGGAACCUUGUACCACAUUGCCAAGAAAGACCCAGGAGAGUACAUUGAUAUAAAGUUCAAAGGAGCGGCCAUUGGCUUGUUCCAUCACAUCAACGCCUAUGAAGACCAGGGAUACAUAGUCUUUGACCUCUGUGCAUGGAAAGGAUUUGAGUUUGUCUAUAACUACCUGUGGCUGGCCAACCUGAGAGCCAACUGGGACGAGGUGAAGAAGGCGGCCAUGAUGGCGCCCCAGCCGGAGGUCCGCAGAUACGUCAUCCCUCUGGACAUCCACAAGGAGGAGCAGGGGAAGAACCUGAUCAGUCUUCCGUACACCACAGCUACAGCCACCAUGCAUGCCGAUGGAACCAUCUGGCUGGAGCCAGAGGUACUGUUCUCGGGGCCUCGUCAAGCCUUUGAGUUCCCUCAGAUCAACUACAAGAUGAAUGGGGGAAAGAAUUACACAUACGCCUACGCCCUGGGACUCAACCACUUCAUACCAGACAGGAUCUGCAAAUUGAAUGUGAAGACCAAGGAGACCUGGGUCUGGCAGGAACCCGACUCCUACCCCUCGGAGCCACUGUUUGUUCAGAACCCCGAAGGGGUCGACGAGGAUGAUGGGAUUUUGUUGACCAUUGUGGCCUCUCCCGGCUCCCAGAGACCAGCAUACCUGCUCAUCCUCAAUGCCAAGGAUCUGUCUGAGGUCGCCCGGGCGGAAGUGGAGUGUGACAUCCCCGUCACAUUUCAUGGAAUGUACAAACCCUAAUGACUCAGGAAUUCAGCGACCAGCUGCCAUUCAGUGUUAGAAAAAUGAUCAGCGAAGCCAUGUUGUAUCAUUGGGCCAGACAAAGAAGGCUUUCUCUCAUAUCCAGUCAACGUCGCUAGAGAAGUGAAGCUGUUAAGAUAAGAAAUGUGCUUUUUGUGUGAGUGUUGAUGCUAAAAAUGUCAGUAUUGGAUUAAAAUGAGCGUGUAUUUGGUUUGUUCACAUGACUAUUUAAUAGAGAAAUAAAGUUCCCAGUGUCAAUACAGUG